This is a messenger RNA of Ipomoea nil (Japanese morning glory), 1260 nucleotides long. Its product is annotated as non-classical arabinogalactan protein 30-like. The record is from RefSeq and is a predicted model, not a curated record. The transcript has 2 exons. Bases 41 to 1051 code for a protein of 336 amino acids. NCBI's taxonomy places the organism in Eukaryota, Viridiplantae, Streptophyta, Magnoliopsida, Solanales, Convolvulaceae.
UCCCAAUCUUCCCAGUUCAGCUCACCAUAACCUAGGGAAAAUGGCUAUCUUCCAAGCCAAACCCUUCAUCUUCAUACAUCUCUUACUUGUUUUUCUUAGCUCAUUCUCAGUUCUUGGCCAUGAAAAUGGUGGCGCUGUGAGUUGGGCAUUGGCACCUCAUUCUCUCCCUGGUUUACUCUCGCCGGCUCCGGCCCCUAAUCCACCGCACAAGGGCGGCCACCACCACCACCUCCAACUCCACACCCCUCCGGCCCCUAAUCCGCCGCACAAAGGCGGCCACCACCUCCAACUCCACACCCCUCCGGCCCCUAAUCCGCCGCACAAGGGCGGCCACCACCUCCACCUCCACACCCCUCCGGCCACCCUCCCACCGCCUCCCGCCCACUCACCACCAGCUGCCACCCCUCCCACUCCUCCUCCUAAGGCUCCCACUACUCCACCACCCAAACCCCACCACCACCAUUCCUCGCCGCCGCACGUAAAGCCUCCGGCCGCCCCCAUUCCUCCGCCUGUCCAGCCUCCCACCCCUCCUCCUAAGGCUCCCGCCACUCCACCUCCCAAGCCCCACCACCACCACCAUUCCCCAAAGCCUCCGGCCGCCCCCAUUCCCCCGCCGGUCAAACCUCCCACCCCAUCUCCCCCGGUUCAACGGAAAGCCAUAGCUGUCCGUGGCCUCGUUUACUGCAAAUCUUGCCAGUACAGGGGCGUCGAUAACCUCUACAAAGCCACUCCCCUCGAAGGAGCUGUGGUGAAGCUAGCAUGCAACAACACAAAGUAUCAUCUGGUAGAGAAAGCCAAGACAGACAAGAAUGGGUUCUUCUUGAUCAUGCCCAAGACUGUCACCUCCGCCGGGUUCCAUAAAUGCAAGGUGUUUUUGGUGGCGUCUCCCAAGCCGGAGUGCAGUGUGUUCACAAACUACAAACUUGGGCAAGCCGGAGCCCCCUUGAUCCCCACCCCACCACCGCCGGAGCUCAAAUCGCCGCCGUACCAGCUCUUCACCGUCGGUCCAUUCGCUUUUGAGCCGUCCAAGAAGGCUCCCUGCCCGCGUUGAAGAUUAGUCAAUUUCUGCCCAGCCUGCUGGUUUUUACUAUCUUUUGGUAAAAUAAAAAAUUAAAACAAAAAAAAAAAAAAAAACUUCAUUAUUGUGUUUAUUGUCGAUUGUCUCAUAGCAUUUUAAAUUAUUGUUAUGAUGGUGCAAGUAGCUUAUGGUCUGGUCCCUCUCUAGUCUCUACAAUUAAUAAAAAUAUUUUAAAAAAUAUU